This is a messenger RNA of Aureobasidium vineae, 1464 nucleotides long. NCBI's taxonomy places the organism in Eukaryota, Fungi, Ascomycota, Dothideomycetes, Dothideales, Saccotheciaceae. The record is from the annotation of a GenBank genome assembly.
AUGGACUCAGAAAGCUCGCAGGCGGGCUCGACAAGGCGACGAGGCUCGUCGCUCGUGCAACAGAUCAUCAACGAAGAACGCAUUGGCAUCCGGAGGGCCAGUCCCAGAAGAAUGCCUUCCGACAUUCCCGAAGCCGCCCAUGCCGAAUCACCACAUAGCUACGAUGAAGAAGACACCAACCCUGUUUCGUCAGGCUCGGACUGGGAGAUGGACGAUAUUCGAUCUGACGAAGGUCUUGAAGAUGACGAAGAGACGGGCUUGACUGCCCAGGAUCGCCAGAAGAGAACGAGACGCAAGAGGCGGAACACACUGGCAGAUGAACGAAUCGUGCCCGACAGCGAAAUCUCCAAAGAGGAAGAGCGCCUGGCUUCUGCGAGCUUCAUGCGCGACGCAAUCAUAAACAGCAUUUUGAUAGGACUGUGGUACACCUUCUCAAUAUCCAUCUCUGUCCCUGCCGAUUAUGCGCCGAUCGCCCAGUCUGCAGACGGAGACACAGUUGAAGCACCUCGCAAGCCGCUCAUGACUGGUUGGUUCUACUUGACCCGCAUUGGCCCUUGCGGUGCAGCCACUGGCCUCGACAUUGGUCUCGGAAACAUGUCACUCAAGUUCAUUUCCUUGACUUUCUAUACCAUGUGCAAAUCGUCCGUGCUGGGCUUUGUGCUUGUCUUCGCCCUUCUUUUCCGCUUGGAGAAGCCCUCGCUAAAGGUCGGAGCUAUCAUUCUCACCAUGAUGGCCGGAGUGGUCAUGAUGGUCGCCGGAGAGACAGCUUUCAGCAUUCUAGGUUUCAUACUGGUUAUGAGCGCAGCAUUCUUUUCUGGUUUCCGCUGGAGUCUGACACAAAUCCUACUCCUUCGCAGUCCAGCCACCAGCAACCCUUUUUCAUCCAUUUUCUUUCUGGCACCCGUCAUGUUUACGGCACUGCUUGUCAUUGCAUUGCCAGUCGAGGGCCCUAUCGAGCUCGUCGGCGGUCUGCGUGCCCUGGCAGAGUCCAGAGGUGUCGCAGGAUCCAUCGGUAUCAUUCUUUUCCCUGGAGUACUCGCCUUCCUCAUGACGGCAUCAGAGUUCGCUCUUCUCAAACGCACUAGUGCAGUGACGUUGAGUGUCUGCGGCAUCUUUAAAGAAGUUUUGACUAUCUCAGCUGCUGGAGUAAUCUUUGGCGAUAAGCUUACACCCAUCAACAUCUCUGGACUGAUAGUGACCAUCGCCAGUAUUGCAGCCUACAAUUUCAUGAAGAUGCGAACGAUGAGGGACGACUCAAAAAGAGAGGCCCACGAGCAAAUGGCGGCUGUAGAGUCGAGACGUUCGCUUGAAGAGAGUGGCAAGAUCAGCAAGGAGCACACCAGAAAGGCGAGCACAGCAGGAGGGUUGAUCAGAAACAGUCUCAGUCUCAACAUUGCUCCACUGCUGGAGCAGAACAACAAAGACAGAGCUAGCCCAGUCAAGAGGCCCGAGGACCUUGACUAA